Molecule: messenger RNA, 1095 nt
Organism: Fusarium graminearum PH-1
Lineage: Eukaryota; Fungi; Ascomycota; Sordariomycetes; Hypocreales; Nectriaceae
Exons: 2
Coding region: 1-1095 (364 amino acids)
Source: RefSeq, a predicted model, not a curated record
AUGAGCAGGAAACUCGAGCUACUCUCGACAGAGAGGCUGCUAAAUACCGAGACACAACCGAGACGCAUGCUACAACCCACUCCACCGAAACUGCCCCCACAGUUACCGGCGAACGAAGUGAGUAUACCCUCAAGUCAAACAAUAUCAACAACAUCUAACAACAAAGUUCACCACCAUGUUCAUGAGCACGUUCAACCUGUCAUCCAAAAGGAGACUCUACAGGGUCAUGUAGUCCAUACUACAAUUCCUAUCCACGAGACGCACCAUAAUGCGGCAGUCCACCACGGGACUUCCACCCUUCCCACCAAGACUCUAGAGGAGUUUACUUCUGAGCGUGGAGGUCUUGGUGAGCGAGCUGCCCAGAAGCUUACCGAGUUCGAAGGAUGCCCUAAGCCUUACCGACAAGAGCUUCAGAAUGAGCAACUUGCAGGCGAUAAGAGCAUGCACCUCCAUGGUAACAACUACGGCGAGAACCAGGCCCAAUCUGGCCGAGAAGGCCACGGUAUUGGACAUACUGCCGAGGGCCUUGCUGCCGGUGGCAUGGCCGGAGCUGGUGCUACUGCUGCUUCCCGCAAGCACCGCCAUGGGCUCGGCCACAAGGAUCGUCGUGGCUCCGGCUCCAGUAGCAGCUCUAUGAGCUCCAGUGAUGAGGAAUCUCGUGGUCUUGGCAAAUCUUCCAAGCACAAGAACCGAGGGCUCGGUAGCUCUACCGGUACUGGAGUUGGAGCAGGUGCUGCCGCUGCUGCUGCAGGCGCCGCUCACAACCAGCACCAGAGCCGCGAGGGAGGAAUUCCCGGUACCUCUGGAGUCGGUUCAGGCAUGGGAUCUACUGGUAUGAUGGGUAACACUAGCACCAUGGGUGCUAAGAGUGGUAAUAUAGGAAAUCCUAACACUGCCGGACUUAACAAGCCCCAUGGCGGUGAGUAUGACUCUGUCAAGACUGGAGGUCUUCACAAUGACCCCCUUAAGAGUAACUCUUCUCACGUCCGCGGUGACUCAGGAGUUGGAAUGGAGCAGAAGAAACCCUCUCUCCUCGACCGUCUCAACCCCAUGAAGGAUGCUGAUGGUGACGGCAAGAAGGGACUUAUGGAUUAA